AUGUUCGUGUAUAAGAGAGACGGACGUCAAGAACCAGUCAAAUUUGACAAAAUCACAGCUCGUAUCUCACGUUUAUGCUAUGGAUUGGACCCCAAUCACAUCGACGCCGUGAAGAUCACGCAGCGGAUCAUCUCUGGUGUGUACGAGGGUGUCACAACCGUUGAGUUGGACAACCUCGCCGCAGAAACUUGCGCGUACAUGACCACAAUCCACCCUGAUUACGCCACUUUGGCGGCCAGAAUUGCCAUCUCGAACUUGCACAAACAGACAACGAAGCAGUUCUCACAGGUAAUAAGCGAUUUGUUCCACUACGUGAACCCCAAGAACGGGGUUCACUCGCCCAUGAUCUCGCAGGAAGUUUUCGACAUCGUCCAGGAAAACAAAGACGAGCUUAACUCAGCAAUCGUCUACGACCGCGAUUUCCAGUACAACUACUUUGGGUUCAAGACUUUGGAACGUUCGUACCUUCUCAGAAUUAACGGCCAAGUCGCCGAAAGACCACAGCAUCUGAUCAUGCGUGUGUCUGUGGGUAUUCACGGCAGCAAUAUUGCUAAGGUGCUGGAAACUUACAACUUGAUGUCGUUGAAAUACUUCACUCACGCAUCUCCAACGUUGUUCAAUGCCGGUACUCCCCACCCACAGAUGUCUUCAUGCUUCUUGGUGGCUAUGAAGGAUGACUCCAUCGACGGAAUUUACGACACCUUGAAGGAAUGUGCUAUGAUCUCCAAGACUGCUGGCGGUAUCGGAUUGCACAUCCACAACAUUCGUUCGACUGGGUCCUACAUUGCCGGCACCAACGGUACCUCGAACGGUCUAAUUCCUAUGAUCCGUGUCUUCAACAACACUGCUCGUUACGUCGACCAGGGUGGUAACAAGAGACCCGGUGCUUUUGCAUUGUACCUUGAGCCAUGGCAUUCCGACAUCUUCGACUUUGUCGACAUUCGGAAAAAUCACGGUAAGGAAGAAAUCCGCGCCAGAGAUCUGUUCCCAGCUCUGUGGAUCCCAGAUUUGUUCAUGCAAAGGGUUCAGGAGAAUGGUGACUGGACACUUUUCUCCCCCAGUGAGGCUCCCGGGCUUGCUGAUGUUUACGGUGAUGAAUUUGAGGCUCUGUACGAGCGCUACGUUCAAGAAGGCCGUGGAAGGAAAACAAUCAAGGCCCAAAAGCUUUGGUAUGCUAUUUUGGAGGCCCAAACUGAGACAGGAACUCCUUUCAUGCUUUACAAGGAUGCUUGCAACCGUAAAUCCAACCAGAAAAAUUUGGGUGUCAUCAAGUCUUCCAACUUGUGUUGCGAAAUUGUCGAGUACUCUGCUCCCGAUGAAACUGCUGUCUGUAACUUGGCCUCAGUAUCACUACCCGCUUUCGUCGAAACUUCGGAGGAUGGUAAGACUCAAUGGUACAACUUCGAAAAGCUACAUGAUAUCACCAAAGUGGUCACAUACAAUUUAAAUCAGAUCAUCGACCGCAACUACUACCCAGUGGAAACAGCCAGAAACUCGAACAUGAGACACAGACCCAUUGCUCUUGGCGUACAAGGUUUGGCUGAUGCCUUUAUGGUUUUGCGUAUUCCAUUUGACUCUCAAAAGGCUAAGGAGCUCAACGUCCAAAUCUUCGAGACCAUUUAUCACGCCGCUUUGGAAGCCUCUCACGAGCUGGCUGUGAAAGAAGGUGCAUAUCAAUCCUUUGCAGGAUCUCCAGCUUCCCAAGGUAUUCUGCAAUUUGACAUGUGGGACAAAGUGCCUACCGACUUGUGGAACUGGGAUACUCUCAAGAAAAACAUCCAAAAGGAUGGUUUGAGAAACUCUCUGCUUGUCGCUCCUAUGCCAACCGCCUCCACAUCUCAAAUUUUGGGUAAUAACGAGUGUUUCGAACCUUACACCUCUAACAUGUACUCGCGUCGUGUCUUGUCGGGCGAAUUUCAAAUUGUAAACCCAUACUUGCUACGUGACUUGGUGGACCUUGGUAUCUGGGAUGAUGCUAUGAAGUCUCAUAUCAUUUCUGACAAUGGUUCCAUUCAGAAUCUACCAAACAUUCCACAGGAGUUGAAAGAUCUGUACAAGACCGUUUGGGAACUUUCUCAGAAGAACAUCAUCGAGAUGGCAGCUGACCGUGCUUGCUACAUCGAUCAAUCCCAAUCGCUGAAUAUCCACAUUCGUGCUCCAACCAUGGGCAAGCUGACAAGCAUGCAUUUCUACGGCUGGAAGAGAGGUUUGAAAACUGGUAUGUACUACCUGAGGACCCAAGCCGCGUCUGCUGCUAUUCAGUUUACCAUUGACAAAUCCGUGGCUUCUAAAGCUGGUAACUCGACCGCCGACUUGAGCAACUUGAAGAGACCAUUGUACGUUCCACGCAAAACCAAUUUCAGCGAAGGUGCUGCUGAAAUUCAGACUCUUGGGGCUACCAGAGAAACGACGGAGUCUUCUCCCACGCCCUCUAGAGAGUCUUCUCUCGCCAACAGUGUAGCGUCUCUCAAAAUUGAUGACAGCAAGUCCGUGACACCUGUCACCGCGAACACCAAGGUUUCCAAUGUCGAGGAGAAUUCCAAGCCAGAAGAGUCGAAUUCAGAGCAAUUUGACAUCUACAACUCAAAGGUUAUAGCUUGCGCCAUCGACAACCCUGGUGCUUGCGAAAUGUGUUCCGGUUAG
This is a messenger RNA of Lachancea meyersii CBS 8951, 2643 nucleotides long. NCBI's taxonomy places the organism in Eukaryota, Fungi, Ascomycota, Saccharomycetes, Saccharomycetales, Saccharomycetaceae. The record is from the annotation of a GenBank genome assembly.